AUGCCUAUAUAUGCAAAUCAAUUAGAAAAUGGUUUAUAUGAUGUUACAUCAUCAUUAUUAAUUUCCAAAAAAUUAAUUCAUGGUGUUAUAUUUGCAACAUAUGGAGAUUUUGGUGAUCGAAUGUUUAAUCCAUCAAUUCCUUUUGAAAAAAAAUUAAAACAAUGUCAUGUACGUGAAAAGGGAAUUUAUAAAUAUUAUUUAUUACAUUUUAGACCAACAAAGAAUAUUUUAGGGACAAAAAGUUUAAGUGAACAAUAUGGACAAGUUUAUUUUUUGAAAAGAGAAGGAUUAGAUUUUAAAACUGAUGUUUUAGAACAUAUCUUGGAACAUCAUCAACAAUUGGAUGAUAUAAUGAGAAAUUGUUCAGGUAAUGCUAUAACAAGUUAUACAAUGGAAAAAACAGAUCGAUUCCCAAAUUAUUUUUAUGCAAAUAAUGCAGAUAUUUCAACAAGAGAAUUAACUGAAUAUUUAUUAAGAAAUUUUAAUCAAUUAGAAUUAAUUGAAGGUACAGUUAAUGUUACAACAAUAGUUUCCACUGAAAAGAAAGAUUUAGGUGAUGAUGGAUUACCAAGUUUAAUUACAAUAAUUAAAGCUGGAUUUAUGGAUCAAUUACCAAGAGAAUUAUUACAAGAAUUACUUCAAAGUCCUGAAAGAGAUCAUACAUUAGCUUUAAGUCCACAUGCUGCUCAAGAUUUACCACCAGCUUAUGAUGGUUAA
This is a messenger RNA of Hansenula ciferrii, 717 nucleotides long. RefSeq lists its product as uncharacterized. The transcript has a single exon. Lineage: Eukaryota; Fungi; Ascomycota; Saccharomycetes; Phaffomycetales; Wickerhamomycetaceae. Bases 1 to 717 code for a protein of 238 amino acids. The record is from RefSeq and is a predicted model, not a curated record.